This is a messenger RNA of Symbiodinium natans, 1491 nucleotides long. The record is from the annotation of a GenBank genome assembly. Lineage: Eukaryota; Dinophyceae; Suessiales; Symbiodiniaceae.
AUGGCAGUGCCAUGGGGGCCUCCUGGCCAACGGCAGGUUGAGAGAAUGGUGUCCAUGCCCGCGCAGCGCCACGCGGCAGCGGCUGCACCGCCCGUGGUCAUGUCCUCGGCUGCCGCGAUGCGUCUCAGAGCCGCUGCGGGCCAGGGGACGCCACAGCCACCGAGCUCGCCGACCCGGCAGCAUGUGCUCGUCCAGCAGCGGCCCUUGCCGACGCACCAUCACUACCCGAGCCAGCAACCCACGGCUCCAAGCGGGGCGGCGCGCCUGUCACCGAGACAGGGAGGCUUCCGAGGCCCCGCCGUGCAGAGGACUUCGAUCCCCAACGCGCAGUGGCGGCCGCAGCCUGUGCACUCAGGCUCUGUGGGAGCCUGGCCGCGGAGCCUGAGUGCAGAGAACCGCGCCGGCACCAACCAAGGUACAUCGACUGCGUCGAAAGUGCCGCGGCCGAGCCAUCGCGAAGCUUCCCCAGGGGAACCAGGGCCGUGCUACUCCUCGCGUAGCGUCAGGGGCGAUGAUCCGCUGUCGCGGACCUUCACUUCGGGUGAGAUCUCGGAGGGUGUGCAGGUCGUCUGCGCGCCUCGCGAAAACCUGUCGCCGAGGAUGCGCGCCAAGGCCGCCCCAGCGCCCCAGAACGCCGGCGCCCCAGCGGUACAGCGCUGCGCAAGCGCCUCGCUGGCGAGGCCGCAGAGGCAGAGCCCACAGCGGCAAAGCUCCGCAGGCCGCCCCUUCUCGGCCCGGCCCUCCGCCUCACCGACGCGGAAGUCGCCCUCGCCGGAGCCGCGAUGCAUAGCGCCCGAGUCCCCGCGCAACAACACGCGGGUGGAGGGCCGACGGCCUCGGGAAGGCCAUGCCGGUGUCCUGGGACUGGAGCGAGGUACAGAGCACCUCCUCCUCGAGCGCAUCGCUGCCUUAGAAGCGCAGGUCAUCGACAGGCACGACCUCCUCCAGAAAAUCAGCAAGCAGCAGGAGCAGCUCGACCGCCUGGAGAAUCUCGCGCGCGAGAACGCGAAGCUCAAGGCGCAAGUCGCCAAAGGCCCCGCGCGCCGGGUCGCACCCGCUGCGAACGCAGGAGGCCCGCGGCGGGUGGCACCACGAGCCGAGCCCACCGUGACGCGGCGCAUGGCCCCUGCACCGCAGGUUUCGGAGGCUCUCCUGCCCACGAUGGCACCCCGGCGUUACGGACACAGCCCCCCCGCGGAGGCUCAGAAGGUGCGGUCUAAGCCAGCCUCCAUCCCCGUGCGCUCCAACUCGCAAGACGUGCUCUGGCAGCCCUUGUCGCCCAGGGAGAAAGUCCUCAAGUUCCAGGCCAGCAUGUCGAUGGGACAGCUUAUCCCGGAGAAGAAGGCCCAGGAGCUGGACCUGCGCCUCGGGGAGUUGGAGGCCGCGUUGGGCCUGCCGGCCGAUGGCUCCGAGGCAACCACAACGGGCCCACGCAUGGAUGAGUUGGAUGGAUCCCACGAGGACGAGGAUGCCGAGCCCGAGUUGCGAUGA